Messenger RNA from Ornithodoros turicata, 4073 nucleotides. RefSeq names its product dynamin-like. Gene Ontology annotation, molecular function: GTP binding; GTPase activity; microtubule binding. Gene Ontology annotation, biological process: receptor-mediated endocytosis. The record is from RefSeq and is a predicted model, not a curated record. Gene Ontology annotation, cellular component: synapse; plasma membrane; microtubule. NCBI's taxonomy places the organism in Eukaryota, Metazoa, Arthropoda, Arachnida, Ixodida, Argasidae. The transcript is spliced from 18 exons. Bases 126 to 2732 code for a protein of 868 amino acids.
UGCGCCCUCUGUUCCCGUGGUAGCCAUUUUCAGUCAGUCUCGAAGCGGUAAGGCCAGUGAGGCGGUGAUGAUUGUGCAGUGCAAGUUGUGCUGAGGCGGUACAAAACGAGUGGCCCCAUCGCAAGAUGGCUGGGAACGAUGGGAUGGAAAGCCUCAUCCCGAUCGUAAACCGGCUACAAGAUGCUUACACCCAACUUGGAGCGAGUCUCACGCUCGACUUGCCUCAAAUCGCUGUCGUCGGUGGGCAAAGUGCGGGCAAAAGCAGUGUUUUGGAAAAUUUUGUUGGCAGGGACUUCCUUCCGAGAGGUUCCGGCAUCGUGACUCGCCGACCGUUGGUCUUGCAACUGAUCAAUUCAAACACAGAGCAUGGAGAGUUCCUGCAUUGCCGAGGGAAGAAAUUCACCGACUUUGCCGAAAUCCGUAAAGAGAUCGAAGAUGAGACAGACCGGGUGACCGGAAGCAACAAGGGCAUUUCCAACGUGCCCAUUAAUCUCCGCGUCUACUCCCCGCAUGUGCUUAACCUGACCCUGGUCGACCUUCCGGGGUUGACUAAGGUCCCCGUCGGUGACCAGCCUGCGGACAUUGAGAACCUGAUACGUGAGAUGAUCCUCGGUUUCAUCCGCAAGGAGAACUGUCUCAUUCUGGCCGUCACGUCGGCCAACCAGGACUUGGCCACCUCGGACGCGCUGAAACUUGCCAAGGAGGUGGAUCCGGAAGGGCUGCGCACCAUAGGUGUGAUUACGAAGCUGGAUCUGAUGGACGAGGGCACGGACGCUCGGGAAAUCUUGGAAAAUAAACUCCUACCCCUUCGACGAGGCUAUGUCGGCGUGGUGAACCGCAGCCAAAAGGACAUUGAAGGAAGGAAGGACAUCAAAGCAGCCCUGGAAGCAGAGCGAAAGUUCUUCCUGAGCCACCCCUCGUAUCGACACAUGGCGGACCGUAUGGGCACACCGUACCUGCAGAGGGUGCUCAACCAGCAGCUGACCAAUCACAUUCGAGACACCUUGCCCGGUCUGCGUGACAAACUGCAGAAGCAGAUGCUUUCCAUGGAGAAGGAAGUGGAAGAAUUCAAGAACUUCCGCCCCGACGACCCCUCACGAAAGACCAAGGCUAUGCUACAGAUGAUCCAGCAGCUGCAGACGGACUUUGAGCGCAACAUCGAAGGUUCGGGCUCUGCUGCCAUCAACACGUCUGAGCUCUCGGGUGGAGCUCGUAUAAAUCGUCUAUUCCAUGAGCGGUUUCCUUUUGAAAUAGUCAAGAUGGAGUUUGAUGAGAAGGAGCUGCGCAAGGAGAUAGCGUUUGCAAUCCGGAACACUCAUGGCAUCCGGGUGGGGCUAUUCACGCCUGACAUGGCAUUCGAAGCCAUCGUGAAGAAACAGAUCGCCAAGCUGAAGGAGCCCUCCAUCAAGUGUGUGGACCUGGUUGUUGCAGAGCUCGGCAAUGUCAUCCGCCGAUGCGCUGAAAAAAUGAGCCGAUAUCCCCGCUUGAGAGAAGAGACUGAACGCAUCAUCACGUGCCACGUACGAGAACGGGAAAACACGGCGAAGCAUCAGAUAUCUUGGCUGGUAGAAGUAGAAUUGGCCUACAUGAAUACGAAUCAUGAGGACUUCAUUGGGUUCACCAAAGAAGACCAUCACUCAGGUGCACAACAGACGGCUGAUAACUCCUCGGUAGGAAAACGGAAAUUGGGCAACCAGUCGGUUUUUGCCGUGAUCCGCAAGGGGUGGAUGUGUAUCCACAACCUGGGGAUCAUGAAGGGCGGCUCGCGAGACUACUGGUUUGUCCUGACGUCGGAAUCAAUCUCCUGGUAUAAAGACGAGGAGGAGAAAGACAAGAAAUAUAUGCUCCCUCUGGAUGGUCUCAAGAUUAAAGAUAUCGAAGGAGGCUUCAUGUCACGUAGGAACACAUUUGCCCUCUUCAACCCCGAUCAGAGGAAUGUAUACAAGGACUACAAGCAGCUGGAACUGUCGUGCGAAAGCCAGGAAGAGGUGGAUUCCUGGAAGGCGUCUUUCCUGCGUGCUGGAGUGUAUCCCGAGCGAGCAGCCAGCGCAGCAGGGGAUGGGGAGAGUUCCUCGGACAGUGGAUCGGACGCCGCUGCCUCUUCCAUGGACCCUCAGCUGGAGCGCCAAGUGGAGACCAUCCGUAACCUGGUGGACUCCUACAUGCGCAUUGUCACAAAGACAUUCCGAGACCUUGUGCCCAAGAUCAUCAUGCAUCUCACGAUUAAUGAUACAAAAGAUUUCAUCUACUCGGAGCUGCUCGCUUCUCUGUACGCAGCUGGAGAUCAGUCUCAGCUGAUGGAAGAGAGUGUGGAAGAGGCACGGAAGCGUGAUGAGCUGCUGCGGAUGUACCACGCCUGCAAGGAGGCAUUGCGGAUUAUUGGGGACGUGUCGAUGCAAACAGUCUACCAGCCCACUCCGCCUCCAGUGAAAGACGACUGGUUGAGGAUGUCGCAGACCCCGGACUCCCCACGGCCGGCCCCUCCCUCGCCGGGGGGGCCCCGGAGGAACGUGGGAUCCUCCCGGGCACCACCCCCGGUCCCAGCAGCAGCGAGGCCAGCCCCCACGGUUCCCUCGCGCCCCGACGGGGGAGUGCGUCCUCCCCCGACAGCCCCACCCAGGCCUACCAGUGCCGCUUUCCCGGCACCCCUUGUGCCUUCGCGACCUGUGCCCUCUGUUCCACCACGAAUCCCCGACAGGCCCCAGGUGUCCUCGGGUCAGUGGCCGUACUGAGCGGCGCCGCCCUGGUGGGAGUUUUGGCAGGGAAGGUGACGGCCACCACAUUGAGCAUUCCAAGGACCUCGUUGCACUGCCCGUGUGCCCUCGUCGCCCAGACUCGAGUUCCGCCGGAACGUGUUACGGACCAAACGACGGGCAAGGCAGGGGUGGCCCACUAGUCUCGGACAGAUGCAAUGCCUUGGUUCAUCCUCUCCACACAUGUAAUUUUGUAAUUAUCACCGAGAUUAUGAUGAUGACUGUUAUCAUUAAUAUGAAUGAUUUUGCUUUCCUGUUGUUUGUUCCUGGUAGGCGAAUAUUUUGUAAUAUCACCUUUCACGCGUUGUUAUACUGUUGAGUUACUCUGCCCCCUCCCCGGAGCUUGCUGGACGCACAUUAGCAUCAUUCGAGAGCGAGUGUCUCACAACGGAAGGCCGACGUCUUGCCGGUUUUGAUUGUUUUUGAUGUUUUGACUGUGAUGUGCGAGAUUGUGUAAAGGGACGUUCGUGCGAUGAACUCCGAAGCUAUUACAUUUUUGUCCUUUUCUUUUUUUUUAAAUGACAUUUAUUCGUGAGGUCCCUGGGCCGUUGUAGGGCUGUAAGUUAUACGUUAUACGUGGAUAUUCAUAAUUUGCUAGGAAACGUUUCGUGAAGCCUCUUCUCUGCACAAUGGCAGUUCGUCGUUUAACAGGUACGCAGCCGCUGGCACUCGAUGCUGUGAAAAAAGGCGUCGAGAGGGCGCUCGGGUCCUUUGCGGUUUAAAGGAUCGGUUUCGGUUUUAGGAUCGGUUUAAUUUAUUUCGGAGAGCGCCGUUAUUCUUCAGGGAGCAUAGGUUUCACGUUACCGAACGUGGAAAGCCCAUCGGUUGAGCCGUACUUUUGCACUGUCAUCGGUGGCUACGUCCAAAAGGGAGAGGGACGCGGAAGGGUACUGGAGUGAGAUGAGUGAAAACAGUGCAGACUUAUCCCGGAACGUGCGUCCAUUCUUCUGGUUUCUCUCUUGCCGUGGUUAUAGCACUCGAGAGGUCUCCCCCCAAGUAGGCAACGUGGGAGCUCUUUCUCCCCCCCCCGUGUAGUGGGCGUCUCAAGCCUUUGGACUUUGCUUGCCACCACUCUCUUUCAGCCAUUUGGGGGUGCAGAAUGUCAUUACUCGUAUAGACGCAGCUUUCUCUGUACCGCUAGGUGGCCAGCUUUGUCUGAUAUGCCAGAUCACUGUACAGAGCGGGAAAAAUAAAUAAAUAAGGACCUGUGUACCAUAAAGAGGCAGACUGAGAAAAAGAGAGAGAGAGUAUGCCUGUUAUCCAUAUGCAGGUGAUGUACAUUUAAAGAUAUAAAUUAAAGUUGCAGUAUUGAUGUUGAAA